Molecule: messenger RNA, 1300 nt
Organism: Malaclemys terrapin pileata
Lineage: Eukaryota; Metazoa; Chordata; Testudines; Emydidae
Gene: TPGS2
Product: tubulin polyglutamylase complex subunit 2
Exons: 7
Coding region: 64-954 (296 amino acids)
Biological process (GO): protein polyglutamylation
Source: RefSeq, a predicted model, not a curated record
CAAAACCAGCCUCAGUCCCCUCUCUCUGUCUAGGGGUUGAGCUGGGCAAGGGGCGUGCCGAGGAUGGAGGACAAGCCCUACAGCAGCCUCAAGCCCUCUCUGGACAGGCUCACCCUGGGGGUCAUCCGGAUAUUAGAAACUUCUCCAGGAGUCGAUGAGGUGACAUUUGUGGAAAAGGAGCCAGCUGAACGUCACUCUAUUGUUUCCUGGGAGCAGAAAAACUCCUGUGUAUUGCCAGAGGAUUUAAAGAAUUUCUACCUAAUGAGCGAUGGCUUCCACAUGACCUGGAGUGUGAAGUUUGAUGAUAACCCCAUGCCACUGGGCUCCAUGGUGAUUAACGGCAUCUCUAAGCUAAGUCGCCUUGGCGGAUCAUCGACGUACGCCCUACCCAACGCGCCCACCCUCACUGACCUGGAAGAUGAUCUGGAUGAGGAAGGUGAUGAAGACCAGCCAGAAAAGCCUCACUUUGACUCUCGUAGCCUGAUAUUUGAAUUAGACCCAUGCAACGGGAACGGGAAAGUUUGCCUUGUUUAUAAGCACACCAAACCAGUUGUCACCCCAGACACUGAGAUAUGGUUUCUGGACAGAGCUCUGUACUGGCAUUUCCUCACCGAGACCUUCACUGCCUACUACCGACUGCUGAUCACCCACCUGGGUCUCCCGCAAUGGCAGUAUGCCUUUACAAGCUACGGCGUCAGCCCCCAGGCUAAGCAAUGGUUUAACAUGUACAAGCCCAUCACCAUCAACACAGCUCUACUCUCGGAAGAACCUGACUCCUUUGUGAACAAACUGGACCCCAACAAGGUAUUUAAAAGCAAGAACAAAACUCCGGUGAUCAAAAAGAAAUUGCCAGCCCAGCCAGCAGGCUCUCAGAAAAGCCAUGCAAGCACAACCGCCUCCAAGACCCCUUCGCUAUCCGGGAACGCCCUGAGGAAACGAGAACCCCAGACCUGACGCUGGAAAGCAGGUUCAUUCCAGACUGUUAAAAACCCACUGUGGUGUCUCUUAGGUUUGGAUCAAACCAUUUCUCAUGCAUGAAUAGACUUCCCAGUGCAAGCUGUGUUGCAACAUUCGCAUGACCUAUAGCAGCAAUUUAAUUUAUAGGAGAUAUGGCUAGAAAGCCAAAAAGCUGCAGGGCCUGGAGAGAUGGUGGUUAAUUCCUUUCUACUCCAAUGGGCAAAUACUCGUGUGUGGAUAAAAAUGCCACUGAGCUGGGUGGAGUGUGUUACCACUGAUAACUGCAGCAAUGGACUCAAGUAAAAUCAAUCUUAUUAAAUACAACAUACAACACAAAUAUUUC